UUUCUAGGGCAAACAAAAGGGCUCUGUCUGUAUUCUCGUUCGCCUGUAAAGAGGCCGUUGCUUCCUCAUAGGCCAUUUGCGUAACUCCAUUGUACUAGGAUUUCAGAGCUUCGCAACUAGCAAUAAUGGCGAGUGGGAACACGAUUCUUCAAUUCUCUCCUUCCAGUACCAAUUUAUCGGCGAAGAUUCAUCCUAUUGUUCUUUUUAAUAUCUGUGAUUCUUUUUUGAGGCGUCAAGACCAAGCAGAACGUGUUAUUGGGACUCUUCUUGGAUCAAUUUCAGCAGAUGGAACAGUAGAUAUCAGGAAUUCUUACUGCGUUCCUCACAACGAGUCAUCUGAUCAGGUUGCUGUCGAUAUUGAGUACCAUCAUUCCAUGCUUGUAUCACAUCAAAGGGUGAACCCAAAGGAAGUAAUUGUUGGAUGGUACUCUACCGGUUCUGGAGUGUCAGGUGGGAGCGCUUUGAUUCAUGAGUUCUAUUCCAGAGAGGUGGCAAAUCCUGUUCAUUUAACUGUGGAUACUGGAUUUAGCAGUGGGGAGGCUAGCAUCAAAGCAUACGUGGGAGUGAACUUGUCUGUUGGAGAUCGGCAGCUUGCAGCACAGUUUCAAGAAGUCCCUCUUGAUUUGCGAAUGCUUGAAGCAGAACGCGUUGGAUUUGACAUUUUGAAAAAAACAACAGUGGACAAGCUUCCCAACGACUUGGAAGGAGUGGAGGCUUCUAUGGAGAGACUCAUUGUUCUUAUCGAUGAAGUUUACAAAUAUGUAGAUGAUGUUGUGGAAGGUCGCAUACCUACUGAUAAUAGCAUUGGAAAGUACCUAGCUGAUACUGUUGCUUCCAUUCCAAGGAUGUCACCUGCGGCGUUUGAUAAACUCUUUAAUGACAGCUUACAGGAUCUUUUGUUGGUGUUGUAUUUGGGAAGCCUCACCAGGACACAACUGGGCUUGGCAGAGAAAUUGAACACUGCUGCUCAAAUCUUAUGAUAGAGAGACAGACUCAUCAAAGUUGAGCAUUAUUGUGAGAUUAAACAAAAAACAGAAGUGUUGUUCUUUUCUUCUUUAUGAGGCCUUGGAGUUGAUUAGCGUAGAGGGGAGAGAUGUUAUAUAUAGAUGUCUUGGCCCAUCCUGUUAAGGGGAUGGUUGUUUUGAAUAUAAAUUAGGUAAAAUUUUGAAGUUUGGACUUUACUAUGAUCAAAAGUUUCUGGGUUUUUGUUCUA
Amborella trichopoda is the source of this 1213-nucleotide messenger RNA. It is a transcript of the gene EIF2, whose product is annotated as eukaryotic translation initiation factor 2. Gene Ontology annotation, cellular component: eukaryotic translation initiation factor 3 complex, eIF3m. Lineage: Eukaryota; Viridiplantae; Streptophyta; Magnoliopsida; Amborellales; Amborellaceae. Gene Ontology annotation, biological process: translational initiation. Gene Ontology annotation, molecular function: translation initiation factor binding; metallopeptidase activity; translation initiation factor activity. The record is from RefSeq and is a predicted model, not a curated record.